AUGCAAAAGUCACUAGACGGGUGCUGCCUCUCUCGUCUCCAUCGGACAAACGGUAAAGGCGGAAUUCGUGCUCCCCAAGCACCAUCAAAUGCUGCAUGUCCCCUCUGCAAACUGGCGGAUGAUAAAUUUCAUCAGGUAUCAUCUGGAGGCCACAUCGCAUCCCUGCUGAACCUCCUUCUCCUCCUCCUUAUUCAUCUGCCUGGUGUCCCGGGGCUGGUCAGUAGGGGCAGGCCACGAACCCCACCAGACUUCCUCAUGCACCUCUAUCGAUCGAUGACGGACAGGCGUGGUCGGUACAUCGCUCCUUCGCCCUAUUAUGCCGACACUGUUCUUGCCUUCCUCGACGAAGAGGUCAACAGUAGGAAUUUCCAAGUCUGUGCUGUGGCCAGUGCACAAGUUAUCCAGAGAAAUCCCAUCGCAGAAGACAAGCCGGAUGCCUGUACCCACAAUCAGAACACGUAUUUUUUUAACGUCACGAAACUUCCAAACAACACAGUCCCCCUUCAGGCAGAAUUCCACCUUUACCGAAUGCCAGGUGGAGUGUCCACGGCUCCCAGAACCCAGAACUCCCGGCUGUAUCCCCAGAGUGACUUGGCCUCGGAAAUACCACCGACUCACAAGGCAACGCUACUGCACCCCUUUAUUUUUCUUAAACUUUUCUACAUCAAAACGGGCUCUGAUGGAAGAGAUUCACUCAAGCUUCUUGACGCGAAACGGAUUCCACGCCAUUUCUACGGAUGGGUCGUGUUCAACGUCAACGAAGCCCUCACUUACUGGCUCCAGUCUAAUCAGCAAGGUGUAAAUAAGGGCGUUGUGCUAAAGGCGGCCACUGCUGACAGCACCCUCAGGAGCAGUCCCGUUGGGAUCAACUUUGUUCGACGACGUUUCCACAACGCUGAUCGUCUGCAGCCCUGCCUGAUUAUCUACUGCCACGACCGCGCAUCGCCAGCGCGGCACAAACUCCCGCCAGAGGGUAAGACCUUGGCAAAGCAAUGCUUACUUCUACUUCAAUUAAGCACCAAUUUCUCCUCCACUUUGAAAGAUUUGAACAUGAGCGAUUGGAUUUUGGCGCCAGUCAGCUACGACGCGGGGAUGUGCUCAGGCCCCUGCGCCUUCCCCCUGGGUCAGGAGGUGCACCCGACCAAUCACGCGGUGCUGCAAAGCAUCUGGGCGCGUCUAUACAGCCCGGCCCAGCACAUACCUCCUCCGCGCUGCGUGCCACACGAACUCGAGCCGCUGCCAAUGCUUUAUUUUGAGACGGACAAUCGAAUAGUGCUGAAUCAUCGACCGGACAUGAUUGUCCGGUCCUGCGGCUGCAAGUGA
Molecule: messenger RNA, 1323 nt
Organism: Mesocestoides corti
Lineage: Eukaryota; Metazoa; Platyhelminthes; Cestoda; Cyclophyllidea; Mesocestoididae
Source: the annotation of a GenBank genome assembly